Molecule: messenger RNA, 1841 nt
Organism: Corylus avellana
Lineage: Eukaryota; Viridiplantae; Streptophyta; Magnoliopsida; Fagales; Betulaceae
Product: WAT1-related protein At5g07050-like
Cellular component (GO): membrane
Molecular function (GO): transmembrane transporter activity
Source: RefSeq, a predicted model, not a curated record
CUCAAGAGGAUGUACAUAACCAUGGAAGCUUGUGCUUCUUAUGGGGCAAUGGUACUAAUUCAGUUCGCGUAUGGUGUAGGAAAUAUCCUAAUUAAAAUUGCUCUAGAAAAAGGACUCAAUCAAUUUGUCUUCGUGGUUUAUAGGCAUAUAAUUGCUAUGCUUUUGUUAGGCCCCUUUGCUUAUGUACUUGAAAGGAAGCAUCGCCCUUCACUCUCCUUCUCUGUGAUCACAAAGAUUUUUUUGCUUUCAUCAUUUGGCACUACCAUCCAUCUUAAUGUUUACUAUGCUGGUUUAGCCUACACUUCUCCAACUGUUGCAAGCGCCUUGAGUAAUGUUAUCCCUAGUUUGACCUUUCUCAUAGCAGUUGUACUCAGGAUGGAGACAUUGAAGAUAUCAAGUGCUAAAGGUCAAGCUAAGGUGUUGGGGACAGUCAUUUGCAUUGGCGGGGCACUUACAUUUACCUUCUGGAAAGGAGGAUACCUAUUAAAAGGCUUUGUGCCCAGGCCUCUCAUAGAUAUCUGUAGCACCAAUGCUUCUGCUUGCAAGUUGAGCCAUGGCAAGGACAACUGGAUCAAGGGUUCUGCACUUAUUCUGACUAGUCACAUAGCAUGGAGCGCAUGGUUGAUUCUCCAGGCUGUGGUCUCCAAAGUCUACCCAGCUCGAUUGUCUCUGAACACCUUGAUUUGCUUCUUUGCAUCAUUGCAAUCUUCUUUCCUUUCCCUGUUUUUUGCAAGGAAUCCAACCUUAUGGAAGCUGGAAUGGAAUAUGCAGCUAUUGACCAUCAUCUACACUGGAGUGGUGUUAUCAUCAUUAGUCUACUACCUCCAAACAUGGUGUAUCAGCAAAAAGGGUCCAGUUUUUGCAGCAAUGUUUACUCCACUACUCCUUAUCAUCGUUGGCAUAUUCUCAGCUAUUGCUUUUGCAGAGCGACUACACUUGGGCAGCUUGGUAGGAGCAGUUCUCAUCAUUGUGGGUCUUUACUGUGUGCUUUGGGCCAAAAAGGCAGAAAAUCUUGUCACUGGGCAGCCAGAGAAUGGAAAAGGAUACGAUGAUAAGAAAAUGGUGGAGAUAUCCAUCAACGAGACAGCAAGGAAUUCUGUCACAGAUGAAACGAAAUGAAAAAGGUCCAUUUGUUGGAAAGUUAAUAGAUACAAAUCUGACUAUCAAAACCUAUUGUCAGUACAGCACCAAGUCAUGCUGGGAUCUCUUUUUCUGUAGACUUCUUAGAACCAGCUAAAGUCUUUCAUUCAAACUGCUGGGUAAAACAGCAUAGAUGCAUUAAGUUUUAUUUGAUUGUCAAGGAAACCGAUAUGAUCAUUUGGUUGAAGUAACUCUGUAGGACAAGAAAGUGCAGGAAGAUUCAAAAUAAUAACAUAAAUGAUCAAACUUUUCCAUCAGCCAUGCCCUUUUUCUUUCCCUUUCAAAUUCAUCUCCCUCUCAUAUUUGUAAAGAAAUCUCACAAACGAAGUGACAUGCCAGCCCCUAAUACUUUGUCGUCAUUUAGUCCUUUAAACCCUUUCAAACCAUCAUCUCCUAGAAAUAGAGCAGAAUAAAGCAAUCCCAAGCAAGCUAACAUAUAAAAAUAAGCAUAGUACAACAAAAUGAGAAGAUUGACCAUCCGAAAUUACAUACUAUUACCUAAAUCUAUUUUAAAUAAGAACACUUACAUAACUAAAUUGCAAGUUAUUACAUAGAACCACAUGCUUCAUAAAGAUGAUCAAGCGUGCAUAUUGUUGCAGAGAAGCAAAUGCACUACAACCAAGCUAUGAAACAUCACCAAUGACCUUAUUCUUUGAGUGUCUAUCUUGUCCAAUUCCUCAAAUCCGCGUUAAACAUAUUAG